This is a messenger RNA of Phalaenopsis equestris, 540 nucleotides long. RefSeq lists its product as uncharacterized. The coding region runs from base 1 to 540 and encodes 179 amino acids. The transcript has a single exon. The record is from RefSeq and is a predicted model, not a curated record. NCBI's taxonomy places the organism in Eukaryota, Viridiplantae, Streptophyta, Magnoliopsida, Asparagales, Orchidaceae.
AUGGACCAUGAGUUCUCUAAGGCACAAUUAAAUCAUACUCUUUUCUUUCGACAUUCCUCUAGUGGCCAAAUUGUCAUCCUUAUCGUCUAUGUCGACGAUAUUAUACUCACAGAUAGUGAUAUGUCGGCCUUGGAAUCUCCUAAAAGGAUCCUCGGUGCAUCCUUUGAAAUGAAGGGCCUGGGGUUUUUCCUAUACUUCUUAGGCAUGGAAGCUGCUGGAUCCUCUCGGGGCUUUUGCCUUUCACGGCGCAGAUAUGUGAUUGACUUAUUUAUAGAGACCAACCCUCUACUUUGCAAACUGGUGGCUAUUCCAAUGGAUCUGAAUAAGAAAUUGGCUAAUAUUUCCAAAUUUGUUCCUGUGAACAAGACACACUACCAGCGUAUUGUGGGAAAACUCAUUUAUCUCACUCAUGCACACUCUGACAUAUGUCAUGUGGUGGAUAUUAUAAGUCAGUCUAUAUAUAACCCCUAUGAGCACCAUCUCAAAGUUGUUCACUGGAUCCUCCACUACUUACAAGGCACACUGAGCUCAGGUUUGUAG